CAUUGCUUCUGCAACCAAAUCAGAAUUCACAUUUCUUCCUAUUUCCUUCCAGCGAGUGGCAUAGCAUCUUCCUCAAGUCUUUCCUUUGAAAAAAGUUUUCCGGCACCUCGUCAUGGGGAUCAGUUUGCCAGGAAAAAAGUUGCGGCGGUCUCUAUCUGGUCGCAAGGAAGUAGAUUCUGCACCCUUAGCCGUUCCAAAGGGGCAUUUUCCAGUUUAUGUAGGAGAAAACCAAAAGAAGAGAUUCAUCGUUCCACUGUCAUACUUAUCUCGGCCCUCGUUCCAGGACCUGCUGAGUCAAGCUGAGGAGGAGUUUGGCUUCGAUCAUCCAAUGGGAGGCCUAACCAUUCCAUGCAACGAAGAAGUUUUCCUCAGCCUAAUAGAUGGAUGAUCAAUCCUGACUAGAGAACUCCUAGAUAGAUUAGUCAAUACACUUGACACGAUUUUGUAAACAAAUUUUACGACCAGUGUAGAUGUUUUUCCCUCUUGUUUAGGGAGUACUGGUUUAAGGAGAUAGACAGAUGUACAAUUGAAGAUGCAAUUUAGAUCAAUAACAUUGAUUUCUCUAUAUGUGGA
Eucalyptus grandis is the source of this 573-nucleotide messenger RNA. RefSeq names its product auxin-responsive protein SAUR21-like. The transcript has a single exon. The record is from RefSeq and is a predicted model, not a curated record. Lineage: Eukaryota; Viridiplantae; Streptophyta; Magnoliopsida; Myrtales; Myrtaceae. Gene Ontology annotation, biological process: response to auxin. The coding region runs from base 113 to 388 and encodes 91 amino acids.